GUACUGAAGUACUGACACUUUCAAAGUUACCACCUGUCGCCAGCGAAAUUACAUUAAUAUUCGAAAGGUAUUCUAGAGUGCCCUGAAACGCUCUAGACAAGGUCUGGAAUAUUAUAGCCAAGUCCAUAUCCUCUUUUGAUUGAACUCUUGCAUGUAACCAACAAUCUAGCUUAUUUCCUCUUCACGAAAUCGUCUGACAUAGGAUCUUUCGCAACCGUGACAGACUUAGACCAAAGCGAAGUAUAUACCACCUUGACUCGCGAACCUUGAACUGGAUUCAAUGGACUACACAAUAUCGGAAGAGACCGCUAUUUUCAACGCUGGCCAUGAGGCCCAUGACCACAUGCACAUGCUGUUCUCAAAACGCAAGAAACAGGCUAUUCUCGCGCUUCUUUCUUCCUUUGCAUUCAUGCAUUUAACCAUAGCACAAGCAACCCGCUUAUGUAUGCCUGCAGUCGCGUCCGAUCUCAAUACUCAGCCAUCUCUCAUGGGACACUCGAUUGGCUUAUGGUUAUUUGCUGCGUGUCUCGGUGGUCUUACCGGUGGAGUGUAUUCAACGUUUUCUGGUAGAAGACCCGUUCAACUCGUUGGAGCCUCCCUCAUGUGCUUCGGAUCCAUCAGUACUGGCCUUUCUACUUCCGUCCCUGUGUACAUGGUUUCGCGGGCUAUCGAGGGGUUGGGUGCGGGUUCUGGGGCCUAUAUCGGGCCUGCUGUGAUUGGAGACAUCUACCAGCUCGAGAAGCGAGGAAGUGCCCUUGGUGUACUGCGAUCUGUGACCUUUAUCGGGAUGAUAUUGAUACUUCCAAUCGGAGGAUUGGUCACUGCAUACGCUUCUUGGCGCACCUUGCAGUUCUGUCUAGGUAUCAUGAGUGGCGUCAUCUUCAUCCUCAUGUUCCUAUAUUUCCCAGAGACCAGUCAUCCAAGUAUGAGAGGGAUUGAUCAGACACCUCCUUCGAAUAGACCAUCCAGAUUCAUGAUUAUCAAUCCCCUGAAACCACUGGUGCUUCUUCGCAGCCCGAAUGUUCUCGCCAUUUCGUUCAUAGUAUUUACGGCCUUCCUGGCAGAAUCUGUCCUGACAGUCCCUCUGGGAUGGACACUCGAUUCAAAAUUUGAUAUCACCAAUCCCGCCAUAAUUAGUGUCUGCUUUGUCUUGGUGGCUAUCGGCAACAUGUUUGGUACUUUGUUGUCUGGCAAAACGUCAGACAUAGUUGUUGUGCACUACAAAGCCCACCGGAACGGCAUCUGGUUGCCCGAAGAUAGGCUCCGCACUGCGCUACCCGCCACACUCAUUGGAGUCCCUUUUGCUGUGCUAGCCUUCGGGCUGGUGGCGGAGUACCUGCCUGGGAGUUUGGUUGGAUUGUCGCUGUGUCUUUCCUGUCUCUUUGUGAAUGGCAUUGUGACCGAGUUCGUUCUGAGCCCAUCUAUAGCCUACUUGACAGAUCUUCUGCGUGAGCAAAGUGCUGAAGCUGUUGCCGCUGCCAUCUCACUAAGCUUCCUUUUGCUCUCGGUCAGUGUAGGCUGGAUUAUACCAUCUAUAGAAAUGCUAGGGAUUGUGGGGGUAAAUACACUUGUAGCUAUCCUUGCAUUGGGCGGCCACGUUGUGCUCUGGUUCACUGUCAAAUACGGUGAUCGGAUGAGGACUUGGGUGGACAUGGAUUACUCCAUAUCGAAUAGAUGACGUCUGAGCGGCACCGUGGGCCACAUCACAUCAUACGAUGCUUGCAUGGCUCAAAUGGAUCCAAUUGACUGCUGGCAAUGUGUAAGCAUGCUAGCUUACCCAUAAUCAGUACAUAUACCGUCGCUGAUACUUUCAGUAUCUCACCUAUUGGUAUGAAAGCACAAAUUUUGUUCAUUAUGUCCCUGGACACUAGAGGAGCAGAUGGAUUGUGUAUAUCUAUCCUUCAUCCCAUUGAAUGCAUAAGUUCGAAGAUUUUGUCACCGCGGCACCACUACUUGAAAUAAUGCCAUUGAUUCAGAC
Molecule: messenger RNA, 1978 nt
Organism: Suillus bovinus
Lineage: Eukaryota; Fungi; Basidiomycota; Agaricomycetes; Boletales; Suillaceae
Product: major facilitator superfamily domain-containing protein
Exons: 13
Coding region: 281-1678 (465 amino acids)
Biological process (GO): transmembrane transport
Molecular function (GO): transmembrane transporter activity
Source: RefSeq, a predicted model, not a curated record